Dufourea novaeangliae is the source of this 738-nucleotide messenger RNA. RefSeq names its product chromatin modification-related protein MEAF6 (gene Eaf6). The transcript has 4 exons. Lineage: Eukaryota; Metazoa; Arthropoda; Insecta; Hymenoptera; Halictidae. The coding region runs from base 91 to 738 and encodes 215 amino acids. The record is from RefSeq and is a predicted model, not a curated record. Gene Ontology annotation, cellular component: NuA4 histone acetyltransferase complex.
GCUAGUGUCUGUGAAAGGUGAAGAAAGGAUUUUAUCAAUUGAAAGAGCACAAGUUCUGGUUAGUGUUGUAUAAAUAUAUUUAAAUAAACGAUGUCGACGAAGUCUUCCGUCGAUUUACGAGCGGAACUUGCUGAAUUAGUGAAACGAAAAGCGGAAAUAGCUGAUACUCUUGCCAAUUUAGAACGUCAAAUCUAUGCAUUCGAGGGUAGUUACUUGGAGGACACACAACUGUACGGCAAUAUAAUACGUGGGUGGGACAGAUAUUUAGCUAGCAAUAAAAAUACUAAUAGUAAGGCAGAUAAGCGUAACAGGAAGUUCAAAGAAGCUGAAAGGCUCUUCUCGAAAUCCUCUAUCACCUCCAUGGCUGUGAUGGAAAAUACCCAGGAAAAAAUUGACCGGUACAGCGAAUCGGAGUCCCAGAUCGGUAACAGCGGUAGCGAGGACAAUUGCAGCCUGGUGAACUCGCACGGGGGCGGGACCACCGGCGGCACGGCGACCAGCAACGGGAACAAGGAGUCCUCGGGGAAGAACCACUCGUUGACCGGCCAGUACAACCAGAACGGAUCGUUGUCGUCGUCCAGUGAUUUGCCCGGCCAGUUCGCGAACGGUCACGCGAGCAACGGCAGCCUCGAGCACGCCUCCGUCAAGGAGAACACCGGCAAAGAGACGGCGAAGAGCAAAUCGACGCCGAGCAACAGCGCGAAAAAGAACAGCAAUAAACGUUCGAGGAAUAGGUAG